This is a messenger RNA of Tigriopus californicus, 7271 nucleotides long. RefSeq names its product transmembrane protein 131-like (gene Tmem131). The record is from RefSeq and is a predicted model, not a curated record. Bases 829 to 6774 code for a protein of 1981 amino acids. NCBI's taxonomy places the organism in Eukaryota, Metazoa, Arthropoda, Copepoda, Harpacticoida, Harpacticidae. Gene Ontology annotation, cellular component: membrane. The transcript has 12 exons.
CACAUCCAUCAUCGAAUCAGCGAGCUUGAAAUCCGUGCGCCGACGGCUGAUGAACCUCGGCAGGCUCACCCCCGAUGACCCGAUGGGCUCCCUCCCUAAGCUUGGGCUAGUCUAAACCCGAUCCGAGUCGAACUGGCGAGCGCGUUCCAUGUCAGUGGCCAGGACACAAGAUCCGAGGAUCCCACCACCACUCACGAAUCCACCGCGGAACGACCCCAGCUCAGUCCCAGCGUCCAAUGAAUGAGGCAGACGGUCCCCAGAAAGGAUCCUCCCACCCCCCAGCACCACUUGACUAAGCCAGUGCCCGAGCCAGCUGUUGGUUUGGGCUGCGGGAGCCUGGUCCCUGGACUCUGUUCCCUGUUCCCUGCGCCGAGUCGGGACCAGAUCGCGUGUCGUUGUGUGCCAACCAGCCAACCAACCAUUCAACCAUUCAAGCGAGCCCCCAUGGAUCGAAUCGAGGCCACCACCACAGCCUCCUCGGUCACUCUGGCCUGAGGCCCAGCUCCGACGAGGUGUUUGCUCCCGCCCACCCUUGAUUCAUGGCACCUCACGCUCCUCGUCAGGCAUAGACCGAAAGACAGGCGAGAGGCCACUCGUCCCACUCGUCCCACGCUUCCCAAACGCUUCCCAAACGCUAGUCCCACCCACCGGGCCAGUGUCCCACCGUGGUUGGAGUGGUGGCUGGUGGGGUCUGACCUCCACCAGAAAGCCAGCCGUCUAGUGCCUGGGGCAGGUGGAACGGACACCCAUUGGCCAACCCCGAUUGUCCACUCAGUGGGUUGAUCGUGGUCGAAUUGGAGGCGCAGCAUCCGCACCCGCACGAUCAUCAUGACCUCACCCAUCCCUUCGGUGGCCGCCUUGACCUUGAACCCGACGCGGGGACCGCCCCUGAGGGCUCGCCCCGCCGGCGGUGGACCUGAACCACCCUUUAGUCGAACGGCCAGCCACCCGUAUUUGAACGCCAAGAAGAUGUGCGUGGUCACGUCUAAACGAAGUUUUCUGCUCCUGUUGGUGUUCUUUGAAACCGUGUGCACCAAAGUGGGCAUUUCCGAAGGCUUGGAUCCGGGUUUUAUGCCGUCGGAUCCCAACCUGCGAUAUCUAGUCGAGCCCAACUUUCCCAGCUCUUCCCACGCCUCCUCGUCCUCAUCCUCUUCGUCUCAGAACCUUCCUCAUUAUCAACAUCCCGACGACGGGUCUGAGGAAAUCAGUGACGAAGGUGAAACAAUCACCGUUUUGGGAAGUCCAAUCAAAUUUGAUCCCCCCGAGUUGAACUUUGAAGAUCAACCCCUGGGGAUGCCCAUCAUUCGCAAAGUUCUAGUUCAAAAUCUAAAUGCGGAGAGUAGCAUUCAAAUGCUCUCAAUAUCAGGGAACACGAUUCAUUUUCAGUGCUCCUUUUUCACCGACAAGGUGAUCCCACCUUUGGGCAAUACCACGUUCGAUGUGGUGUUUUUGGGCCGAGAAGAGGGUCCGGUGGAGAACACGUUGUACAUCCACACGUCCGCGGGGAGUUUCCGUUUUAUGGUCAAGGCCUCGGGCACGCCCAACCCGUACCGGCUGAAGCCGUUGGUGGGCGUCAAGAUGCCCUUGAACUCGUCGUACAGUCCAGUCAUUGAGAUGCACAAUCCUCAUCCGGAGCCCAUUCAAGUGCUGGAAAUGUUCUCAUCCGGCGGGGACCUCCAUUUGGAAUUGCCCACUGGCGAGAACGAAGGACCUCAAGCCAUUUGGGAGAUCCCUCCCUAUCAAACCAAGUCCGUCAUGAAGGCCUAUUUUGUGGCCCGAAAUGAAAACAACUACACGGCCUACAUCAGGAUCAAAACAAACACGACGGAAGCGGAAUUCUUGUACCUCCCUCUAGAGGUGGAGGUGUCCUCUCAGCCGGGGAUCUAUUGUCCCCACGAGAUGAUUGAUUUCGGUCUGCUUCCCUCGGGUGGUCCAUCUCGGACCAUUCAACUCAUGGUCUUGAACUCGGGCUCCAAGUCGAUUUCCAUUCAGAGUGUCAUUGCCACGCCAGUCACGGAGGCAUUAGUCAUUGAUUUCAAGGCCACCAAGGCCAUGCCAGGAACGGAAAUACCCACGGUCGUGGCCGAGGUCACGUUUGAUUCCGCACUAGUCCACGCCCAAGGCGUCCACACGGGGAAGAUUGUGAUCAAAUCCAAAAACAGCCAAUUCAAAGUCACCAUUCCGUACCGAGCAGAGGUGUUGCCGGGUGAACUGUCCCUCAACGAUCGAUGCACGCACUUCUUCCUCAAAUACGAGCGAAACUCCAAAGAUGAAGUCAUCCUCGAUCCUCAACCCAAAGAGAUUCGUCGAAAUGUGAGCGUGACCAACCAAUUCCGAGUGCCCCUGGCCAUUCACAAGGUCACCCUCCCACCCGAAGCCCAACUCUUCUUCAAUGUGAGCCAAUUUGAGCCGAUCAUCAUCCAACCGGGUCAAAAGGUUGACCUGGUGGAACUGCAACUCAAAGAGCACGCCUGGAAGGAACGCCUCCUGGACUCGCACAUCCUACUCCAAACCAAUAUCUCAAACAUGGAAAUCCCCUUGGUUUGCUACCACGGUCAAGUCACACCCUUCUUCCCCGGAUCGCCUUCGCAACAAUUCUUGAAUUUCGGCACGCUCGGAAUGUCCGAAAAGCGAGACGUCUAUUUCACGGUGAUCAAUAAGAACCCGGUGAGCGUCAUGCUUCGAGGGUGGGGCUCCAAUCAAACCGGAGCCUUAGUGGAACUCAUGGGCGUGGACCGAGGCAUCGAGAGGGACAUCCUGCAACGGACUAAUUUCUCGGGCAUGACACGGAAACUGAUCCUCCCCUCCGGGCAUUACCUUGUGUUUCGCAUUGGCGUGAACACGCGGGACCAGGAGGGCACCAUCAAGGCCUCGGUCUUUGUGGAGACGGAUCACGACGCCUUGGAUGUGUUGUUUCAAUACACGGUGGCCGAGGGGUCGCUCCACACGGUGCCCAAAGAGCUCGUGUUCGAGCCCGCAUUUCCCGGCAAACGCUCCAUGCUCAAGCUCAAGGUGUCCUCGUCGUUUGCCCAAGUCAUGACCGUGGAAACUGUGUCUCCUGUGCCUCACGAUCCUCGGUUCAAUUUCAUCAAAGACAAACGAGGUGGUCAGAUCUCCACCGGCGAGAAUAGCUCCAUUGGGAAGGUGAUUUUUGACCCGGGGGCUCUGUGUCGAGAGAGCUCGGAUUGUUACUCGGGGUUCUCCAUUCGUAGCAAGGUGGGUCGAGAGUGGUAUCAAGGUACCACGUUGCAUUCCUCGACGGGUGAUCUAGCCGAACUGGACUUUGCUUUGGUGCAAAGUCAGGAGAAGCGCUUCGAAAAGGCCACCCAGCCCACUUCGGUCUUCAAUGUCACGCUCAGUUUGGACACGGACCAAGUGCGCGAGUUCUUGUUCCAAGCCCGCGUGAAUCUGGCCAUGCCCCGGGUGUUGCCCAUUCAUGAGAUCCAAUUUCCUCUCACGCAAGUGGGAAACACGUCUUUCAAAGAGAUUCUCUUGUCCAAUCCUUCGCACCACGAUGUGUACUUUCAUCUCGUGCCAUUCUCGUAUUACCCGAACGGGCCCAAACUCUCGAGUUUGAUGUCGACCCUCUGGAAUGGAGGAGAGUCGACUCGUGAUAAUGUGAACAGUGCGAAUCCAGAUCAGACUGAGCAACGGAAUGAAAGCCGAGGCGGUCCCUCGUGGAAGAACUACACUCAAGUCCAUUUGGAUACGUUUCGAAUCGUGUCUGUGUCCGAGAGUGCCAGCAAAUCGCCUCUACGGGCAUUUGGCGACGAUCUCGAGGACAAAUACGGCCGACCACUCCAUCCCAAUACCAAAGGCUUCAUCUUGAAGGGAGGCCUAACGGCCAAAGUGCGCCUGAGGUUUCGUCCCACGAUCACGGGCGAGUUCCGUCAAGCCUUGGUGGUUCGGAACAAUCUGACUGGAGUGGAGAUCAUGGACUUCACCGCCCAAAGUGUGGUGGGUCAAAUGCGAUUUGGACCGUGGACUGUCGGUCAGGAAGUCCACGAAAGCCCCUCGGAAGGUUUUCCGGUGAUCAAGUUCGAGGUGAAGGAGAAGCAUCUGAAGGAUUGUUUUCCCGAUGCCAAGAGACAACCCCAUCAAGCGCCUUUACUGACAGUCCGAAGGUCGUUUAAGAUUAAAAAUACGGGCAUGACCUCCGUUUAUGUGAGUGGGUUCGAUAUUGAAAACCAGCCUUGCGAAGGCUUCGGCUUCCGGGUUCUCAAUUGCGACGGCUUCAGUCUGAAACCCGAGGAACAGCGCGACGUCGACAUCGCCUUUUCCCCGGACUUUACUUUAGCCGUGGUCUCGAGAACCAUUAGCAUUCACUCUACAUUGAGUCCACCCAAUCAGGUCUUGAACUUCACCAUGGAAGCCACUAUUCCCUAUCCAAUGCUGGCCAUGUGCUCAAGUGUGCUGCCACGCCCCCCAUGGGAAUGGUACCUUCAUUUGGGGAUUAAUGGUCUCAUGGCUCUUCUCGGACUGAUUGUGAUCUUGGCCUCAUGCUACGAGAGCGAUCAGGUGGUUCGGACCUCAAUGUUCUCGCGGCAUAUCAUUCCGUUCACGCCAAUGGCCAUGCGGAACGACGCCGACCGCCAUGCCCGGCCUCCGCCCAAUGGACAAGUCUUCGACCUUCGGAAUGUCCAUCACGAGGUGACCGAAGAGCUUCGACAGCGCCAUCAUUUGGCCAGAGGACCAGCCGCCCUGAACAGCCGAACCUCAAGCAGUGUCAGCCACAAUGGCGAGGAGCUCCGGAGACGCCCUAGUCAGCCCACACCCGCGUCUCCCUCGCCCUCAGAAACGGUGCGUUCAGAUGAGCCGCGUGUAGUGCCCUCGCCGCCCUCGGCCCGGAUUUCACUUGUCAGUCUAUACAGAAUAGCGGGCAUUCCAAUGUCGGUGGGUCGAUCGGUUCUCAGUUGGUUCAAGUGGGACAGGGACAGCGAUGCUCUUGCAGGGAGCGUCCCUCACAAACAGCAACCAUCAGCAGGGUCAGUUGAGGAUCUCGGGAGUACAAGCACUCUCCUGACUCGUUCCUCUGAGCCCUCCACCCCGGUUCAGACCAAGACUCCCACGCCCACAGCCAAAGGGCGGAAAGCCAAGCGACAGCAGAAGAUUGCGGCCAAGAAGAGGACCCAAUGUUCGAAUAACAAUUAUGAGGAAGUUGAGACCUCUUCAACCACCACAGAAUGUUCAAACGCGGAUCAUGAGGAGCGAUCAAAUCAGUCCUUGAGCAAAGAACCCCACGAUCUCAUGAAUUUCACCACCCAGCAAGAAAUCCUAGAAACCCUGAGCAACAAAACCCACCUUCAACCCCCGAUUAGCUCCAAAUCCGGAGCAACAACCGGAUCAUCUGCAUCUGGAACGCCUAACGGACAGCCCAUUCAUCCCAAGCCCGGAAAGGGAUCUCAUAUCGCCAACAAUAAAUCAAACUCGAGCAAUGCAGCCCCGCCCAAGAAAGCUCCCCAUGCCGUCAAGCCGCCUUUAGCCGUUCAUGCGGGCAAGGAGGAAAUCCCGCAAGUUCAGCCUGCCACCGAACCUACGAGCAAGAAAAACAAACCCAAAGAGAAGUCUCAGGCCACGCAGAGGAAGGACACGAGCAAAUUGAGCUCGGAGGUCAAGAAGGAGAACCAGAAGAACCUAACAGCCAAGAGCAGUGCCAGACCAACGGCCUCGGGUUUCAAUAGCGCUCCCGCCAACGGCCCGAGUCCCUCCAUCCCGCCCCACCAGAGCACCAAUGUGAGGGCUUCUUUGUUAUCUGGCGAUCCCGGCGGGGAAACGACAGCGAGUGCGCCACCCGCCGCCAGUUUCUUCAACAACGAUGUGGCUCACCACAAUAGCUUGGUCAAGCCCACGCAAAAGCCCAAAGUCACGCCCAUUGGGAAGAUUCUACCCGAACCCAAGAAGAUCGAGAGUCCCGGGACCCAAUUUGGACCCAUUGGAGCCAAGCCCCGAAAGUCUACGUGGUUGGAUAGUCCGGCCGAAGCCCGACCACCCAACGACUUCUACAGUGCCGUGGACAAGCCGCCGCCCCCUCCAUCGGGCCCGAAUAGCCCCUUGGCCGACUUUGGCACAUUGACCCCAUUGCAGCGAUCCACAUCGUCUCCGUUCCAGGCCCCACCGGCGCUGGACCAGAGCCAUGUGGUCCCUACAGCGGCUCCGUUGGCCAAUCAGAAUGGAUCGCCCCACCGAUCCCUGAUGCAAGACCUUCAGGCGGAGCGGCGUCAGAGGACGGAAGAGUUCUUGAAGAGCCGUAAUAUGGAAUGGCCGGGCUUUGAGCGGAGCCAGUUGGAUUUUGUGAGUACGUUGUGGGAUCAGCCGGGCUUGGGUCCUGGAGUGCAUGAACCCGCCAAUCAUUGGGGCUCGAUCGUGCCAUCUGGACGCACGUGGCCAGAGGAGGACUUUGGCAUGAGUGUGAACCCGCGUUCGAGUCUGCCUCCGGCGCAGCAUGCUCCUCCCGUGACGGCAAACCCGUUGAAUGAGGCGAAUCUGUUCGAGAUUUGGGACGGAACCGCUCCACAGCCACGAUCCAACCACGUGAACGGCUUGCCCAUGGGACAUGUGCCUCACAAUGGUGUUCUGCCAGAUGGUUUGCGACUCCGAUCGACCGGCAGCCCCUCUCUGGCUCCCGCUCAUCCUCCUCCUCCCUUUCUUGCUUCUCAUCAACAUCCUCAACAUCAGCCACACCAACAACGUCAACCAUCGAACGGCCGGUCCGAGGAGACCAGACCGGGCUUGAACGAUGCCAAUUGGGGCUCCGCCUUGUUCCACAAGAACUAGAUCUGGACAACGUAUGUGGACCAUCGCCGGCCUCGGUGAAGCAAUGCUGUUGAAAGGUUUGAAACACUCCCUUACUUGUUUCACCCCUUUCUUCGGCGGUGAGGGGGGUACGGAUGGGGAAACAGUGGAAACAGUCCUCGGCAUUAUUGUUGGAUGGAUGACCGGCUGCCCUGGGGUUCCGAUGAGCCACGCCCUACGCCCUUUUGUCAAUAACAGAAACACCUCGAGUCUUAUCUUGGCUGCCGUUCGUUCGCGUAUGUUCAGUUUGCUCAUUUUUGCUCCAUUUCAAUGUUGGAGGCCGGGAAAACGUAGAUCUCGGCGUCUUAAUUAUCGAUUCCCGUCAUUUCUUCAGUUGCUGUGAUAUUUUUCCUCCUCACAUCAGAAAUUUAAACCAAUCUACUGCUGCUACUACCAAUGUUGUUUACAACAUGAUCACUAUUCGUAUUAGUAAGUCCAGGAAAAUAUAUCACGAACAUUGUCACCUCAUUUAGAUCCUA